Seminavis robusta is the source of this 1552-nucleotide messenger RNA. NCBI's taxonomy places the organism in Eukaryota, Bacillariophyta, Bacillariophyceae, Naviculales, Naviculaceae. The record is from the annotation of a GenBank genome assembly.
GAACAAAGGAGCAAGUGAGGGUCCCUUGACAUGCAUUCUUCUUUUUUUGAAAAGGCGGCUGGGUUCGCCCGACGACUGAAGGCUUCCUUUCAUGUCACCGCAUUGCUCUUGCUUGCCAUAACCAAUUAAUUUUCAUAGCUUUGGCAACCUGGUCUUGUUGUGGUACGGUACCCAUCGCCUCCUUCCACUUCGAACAGAAUUUUGAACUACACCAGCAACUAGUUAGCCCAUCUAAGCUUGGAGGAGUCUUUUAUUGAAUCGAGAGAGAGAAAAAAACAACCCGUCGAAACCCGUCCAUCAUUCGAUCUUGCACCGUGGACAGCUAUUUUCCAUACUACUACAGUUUUAUAUAAUUUUCCCAACAAUAAGCAAGCAAGCAAGAUGGCGUUCAAUAAGAUGUUUGUGAUGCUUCCGGUCAUGUUUGCGGCUCGGAAACUGGACGGAGAAGACCCAAUGGUUGUCUACUACCUUCGCAUUGCCUAUGGAGUCAUGCAAGGCCUGUGCGUGCUGGUGGUCCUUUACACCUACCUCAAAGCCUCUUCAGCGGCAUCACAAUAUACCGAUCGAAUCAUAUAUGUUCCUCCUCCUCCAACGCCAUUUCAAGAUCCCAAUGCCUCCAAAAAAAAGUACACGGAAGCCAACUAUGGUGCUCAUGUCUUGAGCACGGCACGGUCCUUGUUGGGCAGCACUCUGUUUGGUCUCUGCUUGACUGUGGGGUUGCACAUUUACAAAGGAAUGGUCGUGGGUCUGGCCAUUCAAACCGUCAUGGGACCUUUCAGUUUGGCCGAAAACCCAUUGAUCCGAGCACUCCUCUUGGGCACGGGUACUAUUGACCCUGCCGACAAGCUAUUUGACGAAAAAGACGCUUCCGAACUGACUGCAGAUGACGAAGUGGUAGAUGAAAGUGGAAAUCCAUUGGUGCGAAACAAUAGUAAUAAAGCCCUGAAUGGAAACAAGGCCGCAAAGAAGGGUGACGAGAAAGAAGGAGAGACUACCCAAUCAUCGACAAUGAUGACACUGGAAGAAGUCAUGUUGGAUACCUGGGAUUCUGGUGACUCGGCCGAUAUUACCAAUCUCAUGACCACACUUACAGAACAAAAUUGCAACACACAAACCACGGAUGACAAGUGGACACCACUCAUGGUACUGGCAGGAUUGGGAAAUGUCAAAGGGACUGCCAGUGCCAUUCGUCAGGCCAUUGCAUUGGGAGCCAACCCGGCCAUAACGGACAAGGAAGGAUGGAAUGCCCUGCAUUGGGCUGCAUUCCAUGGGAGUCCGGAAGCCGCAAGGGAGCUGGUCAAGGACAUUUCCUUGCUGGAUGCUACCGACAAGGAAGGCAGGACACCACUAGAAGUAGCCAAGCAAGAAAACAACAGUGUGGUAGUCAAGGUUCUGGAGGAGGCAGAGGCGGCAGCCGAAACAUCAGAAGAUGCCGACGGGCUGCGAAAACGGAAAUGAAGAAUUCAACACCUGCACCUAUUUGUACUUCUGUGUCAAAGUAAGCAACGGGUUACAUAAAGAGUUGACUAUAUAAAAAUGAAAUCUGUUUAGU